This is a messenger RNA of Coniosporium apollinis CBS 100218, 1017 nucleotides long. RefSeq lists its product as uncharacterized. The record is from RefSeq and is a predicted model, not a curated record. NCBI's taxonomy places the organism in Eukaryota, Fungi, Ascomycota, Dothideomycetes. The transcript is spliced from 3 exons. Bases 1 to 1017 code for a protein of 338 amino acids.
AUGGGAGAAGGCAGCGCAGCAGACACGGCUGUGGAGUUGACGGACGUCCAAGCCAAGGACAUCGAACGCGGCGACCCAAAUCCCAUAUCACCCGUCUCACCCUCGAGCACAUUCGCUCCUCCACAGCGCUUGCCGAGACGCGAAACCCAUGACAGUGUGUGUCAUGGCUACCCACGACUUGCGCAUUGGGUGGGGAGGGAGCCAUCGUUUGCCAUCUUCCGCAGAUUCGCGACACUCAACGCCAAGAAUAUACUCUAUCUCCAGGCGGAAAUCGCGUAUCUGGAGCUCGAACUGGAUGAGUUGGAGCGCCUGAACAGCGAUGACUGUGGAUCGUUGCAGACCCACCUUCAGGGCUUGUUGAGUGCACCGGAGGGCAGCAGUGGGCAUAAGCAGAUGCAGAAAAUGCUAGAGAUAAGAGGCAAAUUAAAGGAAUACAACCAUAUGCUGUUAGAGCAUACCAAGCUAUAUCGACUCCCUGAGCCGAAUCCAUCUGACUUCGCGGAACUGCGGACACAUCUCGACAAUCACUCACCGGAUGGGAGUGCGUGGCUGAAAGUGCCCGAAGAUGUCUGGGAACUGGACGAGGACUCCUCGACCAUUCAUCACGACCUUGUUGCGCUCUCCCAGAGGAAUGUAUCAACCGACCACUUCACUUCCUGGGUCAUUGACUGGCUCGUUGUACACUAUGCUAAGCUAAGGUACCGGUUUUCCAGGAAGAAGGAUGGUGAUUUCACCGAGAUCGAUGACCGCAAGAUCAACCGCGCGGUGGGAACUUUCACGACUAUAUUCGGGUCUCUCCUUCCGACCGCUUCGGUCUUCGCGCUCUACUACAUUCACGAUACUAUCUGGCGGCUUACCUUCAUCAUGCUCUUCUCCUGCUUCUUCUCCACCUGCUUAGCUGUAUUCACAGAUGCUAGGCGGAUCGAGAUCUUUGCAGGAGCGGUAGCCCUGGCUUCGGUCCAGGUCGUCUUCAUCAGUACCACCGAAGGUGGAUCCUAUGUUGAGCCAAAAUCCUAA